UCUCUGGUUUCGUCAUCAGAUACAAAACUGCGCAGUUGAUGAGCGAAAAUAUUUCGCCCUUUAAGGGCGCAUUGCAUCAGUGUUAAGUCCACGCAAUCAUUAAGCUUAUAGGGCUUAAGUUAAAGGCCUCUUUUGGGGCCAGCGGGGGGAAAUUCUGCAUCGCAGCAGAUGGCAACAAGGAGACGAUGCGACAGAAGUUGCUAGCUUUAUUCAAGCGUGGGAAAGAGUUAUGGGGCAGAGUUGGGAAAGUCCAUGGUCGAGGUGAAGGGCUUGAAAGUGCAUUUGGUUAUCCUGCAAGAGAGCUGGUGACGAGGCAAGAGGCAUGGAAGACAUCAGUCAGGAGCUAUUUCAAGUUACCAGCACAGAUUCAUCGAGUUGCAGCACAGCGUUUCGCAGCACUUAACCAGGUCAGAUCUGGCGGACGCGUCCCUGCUCUAGGAUUAGUAGGAUUUGGUUUAGUCAGCAAUCUAAAUGCUUCGGAGGCAAAAACUGAAGAUCUGCUCUGCAGUGAGAUUCAAGAGCUUUUCAAAUCAUCAUAUGAAAAAGUUGAGGCCAAACCCUGUUCAACAGAAAUUGGAUUCUGCCUUGAAGAUUAUACAUUUGGAAACAUAAUCGCAAAGGGCUGCAAUGCAGCUGUGUAUGAGGCAAAACUAACAGAAUAUUUCUAUACAGGCUCAAACACCAGCCUUUCUCUCAAUGACUAUGACAUACCAAAAGAAGAGGAGCUCUCUACUUUUAACACUGAUGUUGCCAUGAAAACAUUGGAAGAUGCUGUACUUGAUGACCAGGUCAAGGUUACUGAGAUUAGCCAAUCAGAACAGUCCUCAGAGGUGAUGUCAUCAGGUGAUGAAGCUGACUUCAGUUUUUGUAGUGAUGAUGACCUGGAAUCAGGCACACAGGGCUUGAAUCACCAAGAUAACAACACAUCAGCUGACUGCAACUUGGCUGUGAAAGUCAUGUUCAACUAUCAUGUGGCAUCCAACGCAGAGCUGAUCCUCAGAGAGAUGAGCAAAGAAAUGGUGCCUGCCAAGAUGGCUGCUUCCAACACCGACAUGGAUAUGUGGGAGAAUGGGAACCGUGUGAAAAAGAAAAUGAAACUUCCCCCUCACCCCAACAUUGUGGACAUGAGACAGGUGUUUGUUGGAGAUGUUUUAGAGCUCAAGGAUUGUUUGAAGGAAUUCCCGUGCCCUCUACCCCAGAGAAUCAACCCAGAAGGCUGCGGCAGGAAUAUGACCAUGUAUCUGGUGAUGAAAAGAUACUCCUGUACCCUGGAGGAAUACCUCACCACUCACAGCCCCUCCCUGGAGACCAGGAUCCUGGUACUGGCACAGCUCCUGGAGGCAGUGGUACACAUGGGCAGGCAUGGGAUUGCCCACCGUGACCUUAAGGCCAAUAACAUCCUGGUUGACCUUCAGGACAACAGAGAUUCCUCUCCGCAGGUGGUUGUCACAGACUUUGGGAACUGUUUGUGUGACCAAGAGAAUGGGCUGGUCAUCCCCUACUGGACAUCAGAAGUAGGGAAGGGUGGAAACCCAGCUCUUAUGGCUCCUGAGAUAGCCUGUGCCUCCCCUGGUCAGUGCAGUUACCUUGACUACAGGAAGGCAGACCUCUGGGCAGUUGGCACACUGGCCUUCCAAAUCUUUGGGCUGACCAACCCGUUUCAUGGCCAAGGCCUAGACAGCAGGUUCUAUAAGGAGGAGGAUUUGCCUUGUUUGCCAGAUAACAUCCCAGUCCUCAUAAAGAUGGCUGUAUAUAGUAUGCUGAUGAGGGAUCCAAAUGAGAGGCCUGAAGCAGACACCAUAGCCAACCUUCUCCAUUUAUAUCUCUGGCAAGAGCACCUGCUCCCACUGGGCUGGUCUGUCCUGACCUCUGGGGGCAACCAAAACCAGAACAAUCUGCAAAGGGGGAUCCUCAUGACCUGGCUUCUGACCUUGACUGCUGAGGUCGUUUUCAGCCCGGGGAGGUCAUUCUGUUCCCACAUGAACUGUAGGCAGCAGUUGAAGAGGUCCCUGCUGAGGAGGGCAGAUAUGACUGGACUGUUGAAAGCCGUGGAGUUUUUGGAAGCUUGUUGUUAACUGCGCUGUGUGAAGGUCCGCAGUGUUGUUAACAAUGCAAACAUCAAGGACUUUUGUACUUAGGAACUUUGUAGCUGUUUAACUUUGGUUAUUUGUGAUUUAUUUAUUGUGCUAGAAACUUUAGCAGUUGGCUAUAAGAAAUCAUCUCUCUUUUGUGUGGAGGGUAAUAAGAUUACCAUAAUAAAACAGAAUUCUCUAGCUUGAAGAAAUGGUACUUGUUUCUUGUGCCACUGGCAAUUUUUUUUCUACCACUCAAUAAACCAACCAACGAAAAACAA
This is a messenger RNA of Lingula anatina, 2353 nucleotides long. RefSeq names its product serine/threonine-protein kinase Pink1, mitochondrial. Lineage: Eukaryota; Metazoa; Brachiopoda; Lingulata; Lingulida; Lingulidae. The record is from RefSeq and is a predicted model, not a curated record. Gene Ontology annotation, molecular function: protein serine/threonine kinase activity; ATP binding. Gene Ontology annotation, biological process: protein phosphorylation; autophagy of mitochondrion; regulation of apoptotic process. Gene Ontology annotation, cellular component: mitochondrion.